AUGGAGCCUUGGAGUUACAGCUCAUCUCCAGACUACAGAGAGUGUCAAACCUUGCUAGCGCGCAACCUCUCCCCCUCCCACCUCUCCAAAGCCAGAGAGCCCUAUCCAGGCCGUCCGCCUCCCAACGCGGGCCCGUCCCUUAGCGCAGGUGCGCUCAGGCGGAAGCCAUGCGCGCCAGCCGCUGCGCCUCAUGCUCGGCGGAGAGCGCUGAUCUGCCGCAGAUGUCGUUGCCUUCGGGUUGGGCGAGACCAGGGCGGCGAUGGCGGCCGGCGGCCGGCAGGAGGUGCUCUUGCGGCGCAGGAAGAGAAGCGAGCCGAAAGGGGGAAAAACACACACACAGAGAGGAGAGCGCCAGAGCGCACGCUUGGCCAUAACAACCCAGCCGUCGCCUCCUCCUCCUCCGCCGCUGGCAGGAUUCAUCAGACCGGUCGUGGGGAGGGGGGACACGAUCCGAACGACGGAGGGGAUGUUGAGGCGGCCGCUGCCGCCGCCACCUUCGCCCGCUGGGAAGCAGUGCUCUUGAAGCGGAGGAGGAGGGAGAUCUGGGCAGCCAAGCCGGCUCCCCCCCCCCUUGCACUUUGCAAGUCCGCCAGACGAAGGGAGAGCCCCGGCGAGCCUUGCGGAGCCAGGAAAAUGGAGAUGAUUGACACCAGCACCACUCAGCAGGAGAGACUGCAGGCCAUUGCGGAAAAGAGGAAGCGCCAAACAGAGAUUGAAAAUAAGCGGCGGCAGUUGGAAGAUGACCGGCGCCAACUGCAGCACCUCAAGUCGAAAACCCUGCGGGAGAGAUGGCUGCUCGAGGGAGCUCCUUCAUCCACGGCCGAGGAAGGAGAAGCCUUGAAGAUGCAGAUGGAGCAGGACGACUUGAAGGUGAAGGAGCUGGAGGAGAGCAUCGAGAG
This is a messenger RNA of Gekko japonicus, 899 nucleotides long. RefSeq lists its product as uncharacterized. Gene Ontology annotation, biological process: regulation of cell shape. Lineage: Eukaryota; Metazoa; Chordata; Lepidosauria; Squamata; Gekkonidae. The annotation marks the transcript as partial. The record is from RefSeq and is a predicted model, not a curated record. Gene Ontology annotation, cellular component: membrane. The transcript is spliced from 5 exons.